Lolium perenne is the source of this 660-nucleotide messenger RNA. NCBI's taxonomy places the organism in Eukaryota, Viridiplantae, Streptophyta, Magnoliopsida, Poales, Poaceae. The record is from RefSeq and is a predicted model, not a curated record.
AUGGCAGCCAAUACAGCCGGCGGCACCCCUUUCUCCGCCGCAAGCACAACCCUCGUCGCUCGAACACCACUGCGCAAUGAUGAACCGCCCCGACCAGUUCCCUCCACCGCCGUCUCCACCACCGGAUUCGCAGUUCGGCAUCGACGCCUCCGCGGAGGAAGAGUCGCGGCGGCGGCGGACGGAGCUUUGGUGUGCAGAGCGGCGGCAUCGGCGGGAGGCAAUCGAGCAGCGGGAGCGUCAGCAACGGGAGACCCCGCAGCUGAGGAGAACGCGGCGCUGGCGGACACCAUUGCGGCGUUCGACGCCGCCACGGCGGAAGAGGCGCGGCGGCGCCGGACGGAGGAGAUGGCCGAGCGGUGGUGUGCAGAGCGGCAGCGCCAGCGCAUGGAGUGGGAGCUCCAGUACCGUGAACGGCAGGAGGCGAUCGAGCGGCAGGAGGCGGUGGAGCACGAGGCGGCGGAUCAACAACGAGCGAUCGUCGAGUCCUUCGAGUCGGAGAAGAAACUUCAGGACAAUGCACGUGCCCGCGAAGAGGCGCGGAUUCGCCGCGUCGUCGAGCUCUCCCUCCAGGCGGCGCAGCAGGGGAGGGCAGGCGACGACGCGCUGCUGGAGCAGCGGCGUCUGCUCACCGCCCUACGCUUGGAGAGGCGGCGCGUGUAG